UCCGGAUUUUCCCGUUUGACAUUUGGUUUGAGGUUACCUAAAUUUUCGUCAUUUGUUUUGUGUAACAGUCCGUAAUUUUCUUGUCCUGUUUAAACCUUGAAAAAUAUUUAAAUACUCUAAUUGAAAAUGUCUAUCGAAAACGAAGAAACCAACAAACAAGAAGUUUGCCAAGAAAGCGCAGCCAGUAAAACAGAAAAUGACUUGAACAAGGAAAACGUUGAGAGUGAACGAGUCCAAGAUGAAUGGAUUGAUAUAUUGGGAAGCGGCGUAAUAAUGAAGAAAAUUUUGAAGGAAGGAACUCCAGAUACUCGUCCUCAAAAACAACAAACUUGUGUCAUCAACUAUGAAUUAUUUGUCGAGGAAGAUGACAUAAUACAGAAAGAGGAAAAUUUUGAAAUUGAUUUAGGGGACAAUGAUGUUAUUCAAGGUUUAGAUGUUUCCAUUGGAUUGAUGAAUGUUGGGGAGACAUGCAUUUUGAAAAUACAGCCACGCUUAGCAUUUGGGAGCAAGGGAUUACCACCGAAGAUUGGCCCAGAUACGACAGUUAGCUACAAAAUUGAACUGAUCUCUGUCGCAGAGGAAGAGCUUGAGUCCAUGAGUAUCACCCAGAGGAAAAUAAAGGGAAACAAGAAGAGAGAAAGAGGCAAUUAUUGGUAUGGUAGAGGGGAAAACAGUAUUGCCAUUCAGUGUUAUAGGAAAGCUUUGGAUUAUUUGGAUGAAGUUGAAGGGGGCAUUAAAUUUCCAGAGUCCAAUGAUGAACUGUCAGAUUCUGCUCUUCAAGAAUUAUUAGAAGAUAGGAUAAGUGUUUAUAAUAAUAUGGCUGCAGCACAAAUCCGAAUGGAGUCCUAUGAUGCAGCUUUAAUCUCCCUGAAGACUGUAUUAAAAUGUCAGCCUCAUAAUAUCAAGGCUCUCUUCAGACAAGCCAAGGUAAACACAGCUAAAAACGACAUAGGAUCAGCAAUGAAAUCCUUACUAAAAGCUAAAGAAGUGUCACCUGCUGAUCCUGACAUCAACAAUGAGUUAACUAAAUUGAACAAAAUCAUUGAAAAACAGAAAAAGACCGAACGGGAACUUGCAAAGAGGAUGUUUGGGAGCAACAGUACCAAGCAGGGCAAGAAUGAACAACAAAAUUCUAAGAAUGUUUACUAUUGGGCUACAAUAGCAGCUAGUGUAGCAGUUGCGGUGGCAGGGUUGGCUUCAUAUCGCCUCAAAUAUUUUUAGCAUUUUUUUUUGAGAAUACAAAAAUGAUGAUACAAAUUUUGAACCUGUUUUCCUUUAAUAACACAUGAGAUUGAAAUGCAUUUAGUGUUGAUUUAUUUGCUGAUGGAUGAAAAUGUUCAUUUACUCUACUUUUUAUAUUUGUUAUUUUCUAUACAGUUUAAUUAUAUUGAUUGAAAGGUCUGAUUAUAUUAUGGUGUCUGAUUAAGUUGUUGUGGUUAUCGUCUUCAUAUUGUGAUGUUUAUUAAAUAAAAGAAUGGUUUAGUU
Molecule: messenger RNA, 1485 nt
Organism: Coccinella septempunctata (seven-spotted ladybird)
Lineage: Eukaryota; Metazoa; Arthropoda; Insecta; Coleoptera; Coccinellidae
Product: peptidyl-prolyl cis-trans isomerase FKBP8
Exons: 5
Coding region: 127-1221 (364 amino acids)
Molecular function (GO): peptidyl-prolyl cis-trans isomerase activity; protein binding
Source: RefSeq, a predicted model, not a curated record